This is a messenger RNA of Dendrobium catenatum, 1558 nucleotides long. Its product is annotated as ATP-dependent Clp protease proteolytic subunit-related protein 1, chloroplastic. Gene Ontology annotation, cellular component: endopeptidase Clp complex. The coding region runs from base 89 to 1282 and encodes 397 amino acids. The record is from RefSeq and is a predicted model, not a curated record. Lineage: Eukaryota; Viridiplantae; Streptophyta; Magnoliopsida; Asparagales; Orchidaceae. The transcript is spliced from 9 exons. Gene Ontology annotation, molecular function: ATP-dependent peptidase activity; ATPase binding; serine-type endopeptidase activity. Gene Ontology annotation, biological process: protein quality control for misfolded or incompletely synthesized proteins.
AUGAACCAAUCCGGAUCUAACGUGGGCAAGCCGGUGGACUGGUUGAGUUCUCAGUACCAUUCGAUCUCCAUCCGCGAGCUCGUUGCCAAUGGCGGUCUCCACCGUUUCCUCUACCGCCGCCACUCUCUCAUCUUCUCAGUUUGACCUAUUGUCGCCCAGAAGAAAGAUUCUUGGUUCAUCCCGCAACUCAGCCCUCGUGAAGAGCUCCUUCCUACCUAGCCUGAAUCUUCUGCUCUCGUCUUCUCCUCUUAUUCGGGUUACUUCCACUAGAAAAUUUGCAUGGAGAUGUGAGGCAUCCAGAAACUACGAUCAUAUACCCAAGCAGUUCCAUGAGGGGAAUCUCAAAGAUGGAUUAAUGGAAAACUUCAAGAAUGUCCCGCACCACCUCUAUGGCCUCACAGCUUCACAAUUGGACAUGUUCAUGACUGAAGAUAACCCUGUAACACGUCAUCAGGAAAGAGUUACGGAGGAAAGCAUCUCAUCGGCUAGGAAUUACCUUGAUAACGGAGGGAUGUGGAGCCUAACAGGAGUAAAGCAAGGCCCAUCAAAGUAUAGUAUGAGUGUAAGCAUGUACCGUGGAGGAGCAAGAGGUUAUGGUAGACCUAGAACUGCCCCUCCAGACUUGCCUUCUUUGCUGCUAGAUGCUCGGAUUUGCUAUCUGGGAAUGCCUAUUGUUCCAGCAGUGACUGAGUUGAUUGUGGCACAGCUUAUGUGGUUAGACUAUGAUAGCCCCUCCAAACCUAUUUACUUGUACAUAAACUCAUCUGGAACUCAGAAUGAAAAGUUGGAGAAUGUUGGAUCUGAAACUGAAGCAUACGCAAUAGCUGAUACCAUGGCUUACUGCAAAUCCAAAGUAUAUACUGUCAACUGUGGCAUGGCAUAUGGCCAGGCGGCAAUGCUACUCUCUCUCGGUUCCAAGGGAUUUCGAGCUCUGCAACCCAAUUCUUCCACUAAAUUAUAUCUUCCAAAGGUUAACAAAUCUAGUGGAGCAGUCAUUGACAUGUGGAUUAAGGCAAAAGAGCUGGAUGCAAAUACAGACUACUACAUUGAGCUUUUAGCUAAAGGAAUUGGAAAACCAAAAGAAGAGAUUGCUAAAGACAUUCAGCGCCCAAAAUAUUUUCAAGCAUUAGAAGCCAUUGAAUAUGGAAUUGCAGACAAGAUCAUAGAUUCCAGAGAUUCUACUUUCGAGAAACGGGAUUAUGACAAGCUCUUGGCCCAAUCGAAAGCCAUGCGAAGAACAGGUGGAGGUAGUCCACAGGCAGCUCCUUCAGGAUUUAGAUAGAUGUAGGCUAUGUUUGUUAUAUAGUACUCUAGCUGUGUUUUCAAGCAUAGUAUAUACCCACUUCAGUACAUAUAGUUUGCCUGCAUGGUUUCUAUGGCUUCACCAGGCCCUAAUUUCCAGGCUAUUUACCAAAGAAUGUACCAUACGAUGUGAAGAUAUGCAUAAAAAAAAUAUGGUGGUAGUAUAUUUUGAAAGCAGUCAUGAACCAUUAUUGUAUUCAAUGAAUUGUUUUAUGGGAGAUUUACAUAUCUAUCAUUUUAUAUCAUGUUAUUUAUA